AGCAAUCCUUCCCAGUUCAGAGACACAGCCAGCGAACGCAGGUGGUUUGGGACGUGACGCCCUGCAGUCGGGUCGCCAGCCUGAGGAGUCAGCCACGCCCGGCGCUGCCGCCACCAGCACCCUCCCGGGCCAGUUCAAACAGAGGACGCCCAUGUACAACGCCAGCAACACUGCCACCAGCCCCACCGCCCCCGCCUCGCCCAGCACGCCAGCCAGCACCCCCGCCAGCAGCAACGGACCCCCGGCUGCCGCCACCGCCACGCAGCCCGAGACCCCCACCACACAGCCCCCCCAGCCCCCGACGCCCACGCCCCAGCAGCCCCAGCCCAAGAAGAACCUCUCGCUCACAAGAGACCAGAUGUAUGCUGCUCAGGAAAUGUUCAAGACGGCCAACAAGGUUACCAGACCAGAGAAAGCGCUCAUCCUUGGCUUCAUGGCCGGAUCCAGAGAGAACCCAUGUCCGGAGCAGGGGGACAUUAUCCAGAUAAAGCUGAGUGAACACACAGAGAUCCUUCCCAAGGCGGAUGGCACGGGCAGCACCACCAUGCUGGUGGACACAGUGUUUGAGAUGAACUACUCCACAGGACAGUGGACCCGCCUCAAGAAGUACAAACCAAUCACCAACGCCUCCUGAGGAGGCUGCUGGCCUGCCUGUCGGGACUAUACAUACAUACAUACAUACAUACAUACAUACAUACAUACAUACAUACAUACAUACAUACAUACAUACAUACAUACAUACAUACAUACAUACAUACAUACAUACAUUUGCAUGCGCAAGCAUCAACACACAGACCAAAUCCUCCUCUGGUGGACAGGGACUUGUCACACACACACUUGUGCAUACACACAUGGGCCAAAUUCAGUGUGUGAGGGGCUAGGGAGGGUUAAGUGGGAGGGAUAGGAGGGUACAGGUUAAGGGGGUAUGGCUCCCUCUUUCAAAGUUCCUGCAUUGCCAGGCAGGGGGGAUACUCAACUUUAUUCCCCCCAUUGGUUUGUUUUUCUGUUCCCUCAGAUUCCUGAAUGUUUGGUAAGGGGAGGGGUACAAAGUUAUACCUUAUUUUGAUAAGACAACUUAACACUUGCUUUACUAUUAAAGGUACAAGCAUGCCACACUAUGUCAAGAGAAAGUCGUUAUUACAACUGUCUGUGUUUUUCAUUGUGAGAAGGUAAAUAAUGGGACGUUUGCAGCUUACCAAGAAGGGAAGAAAAUAAAGUGAAAACAUGUUCAGA
Molecule: messenger RNA, 1233 nt
Organism: Salmo salar (Atlantic salmon)
Lineage: Eukaryota; Metazoa; Chordata; Actinopteri; Salmoniformes; Salmonidae
Product: negative elongation factor A
Biological process (GO): negative regulation of transcription elongation by RNA polymerase II
Cellular component (GO): NELF complex
Source: RefSeq, a predicted model, not a curated record